This is a messenger RNA of Sporisorium graminicola, 759 nucleotides long. RefSeq lists its product as uncharacterized. The coding region runs from base 1 to 759 and encodes 252 amino acids. Lineage: Eukaryota; Fungi; Basidiomycota; Ustilaginomycetes; Ustilaginales; Ustilaginaceae. The transcript is spliced from 3 exons. The record is from RefSeq and is a predicted model, not a curated record.
AUGAAGCUGGCUGAUCUCGAAGGAACCGUGACAAGCUAUUAUACGAUGAUCUACCUGUCGCCUCGUGAUGCACAAGAGGUGACGACGGAGGCGAACAAGACCAAUGCCCAGUUCAGCUUUACAGAUGAGGUUGCCGGCUCUCGAUUCAACGGCUCAUCGGGCAGCUUCAUAACCAUUGGCCAUGGAGCGUUUGAUGCCUCUUCCUUCCGCGUCUCAGGAAAUUUCAAGAUCGUUGACGGCUCUCAAACCGGUGACCUCGCCACUCUGUUUGGCAAGGGUAGUUACGGCAGGUUUGCGACCGAUCCAAACAACCCGCAUGGACUUUUCUCCGAGCUCGUCAUGCUUUUCCAAAAACUCGUCACCAAGCUGCGUAACCCUUACGUGGUUGCACUCAGCCUGGGCCUUACCAGCAACUCUUUCUUCUUCCACAGCAACCUCGGGGCUAGCAUCUUUGGAAUUCAACCAUCACUCAAGGGCAAUGUAGACUCCGUGACCGCUCUCAAGCUGAAUUCAUGGCCCAGUUCGCGAUUACCGCUUAUCAUGGCCAGUCUGACAAUGGUAUCAAUCGGUCCAUAUACGAUGUUCUCGAUGAUGCCGAUCAACAACGCGGUUCGCGAAGCGCUUCACUCCGAAGCCCAUUCUCGACCUCCUCAAGACAAUUGGGACUUGGUUGCACAAUGGUCGUCCCGUCACUCUGUUCGCACCAUGCUUGGUGGUAUCAGUCUCGCUAUCGGUACAUUUGUUGCAGUAGCAUUGUGA